AUGGUCGUCCACACACGCGGUUACAAUUUCAGUACCACAGACAGUUCCCUCUCCAGCUCCAGCUUCAGCACCGACGCCACCCUGCGGGACUCCACUGCACCCCAGACCCCCAGCGGGCUGAGCCGGACCAGCCACACGGUGGUGGCAGUAUGCCUCGGUUUCAUUCUAGUGGCAGGCAUCCUCACCAACUUCCUCGCUCUCCUCAUAUUCGCAAAGUUUCGCACCCUCUGGACUCCCAUCAAUCUCAUCCUGUUGAAUAUCAGCCUUAGCGACAUACUCGUGUGCGUUUUCGGGACUCCCUUCAGCUUCGCGGCGAGUUUGCACGGAAGAUGGCUCAUAGGAGAGUACGGCUGCAAGUGGUACGGGUUCGCCAAUUCCCUCUUUGGGAUUGUGUCUCUGGUGUCCUUGUCCAUUCUCUCCUAUGAGCGCUACACCACUGUGCUGCGUUCCUCCCAGGUUGACAUUUCAGACUUCAGGAAGGCCUGGCUGUGUAUUGGAGGCUCCUGGCUUUACUCUCUUCUCUGGACUUUGCCGCCCUUCCUGGGCUGGGGAAGCUAUGGGCCUGAGGGUCCUGGUACGACAUGCUCUGUCCAGUGGCAUCUACGCUCGGCCACCACUGUCUCAUAUGUGUUGUGUCUGUUCAUCUUCUGUCUGCUGCUGCCCCUUCUACUCAUGGUCUACUCUUAUGGCCGAAUCCUGGUUGCAAUUAGGAGGGUGGGUAAAAUCAACGUGAUGGCAGCUCAGCGCAGAGAGCAGCACAUAAUGGUGAUGGUGUUGUCCAUGGUGUCCUGCUACAUGCUGUGCUGGAUGCCCUAUGGCAUCAUGGCUCUGAUGGCCACCUUCGGGAGGUUAGGACUGGUCACUCCCAUGGCUAGUGUGGUGCCCUCCAUCCUGGCGAAGUUCAGCACUGUCAUCAACCCUGUCAUCUACCUGUUCUUCAACAACCAGUUUUAUAGAUGCUUUGUGGCUUUCAUGAAGUGCAAAGGGGAGCCUCAGUCAGUUCAAGGAGAGGAGCACCCGAACCCAAGGACACAGUUAUCUGGUUUCUUCCCUGUCCAUAGACAAGGGUCCCUCAGCUCUUUACAGCCUCAGAUCGUUAGCAGGUCCAGAAACACUGUUCUCUGCAGCCGGCACAAUGACCGCCACACCCUGGUUGUUCACUACACUCCUUAA
Scomber japonicus (chub mackerel) is the source of this 1173-nucleotide messenger RNA. RefSeq names its product teleost multiple tissue opsin 3a (gene tmtops3a). Lineage: Eukaryota; Metazoa; Chordata; Actinopteri; Scombriformes; Scombridae. Gene Ontology annotation, cellular component: photoreceptor outer segment; membrane. The record is from RefSeq and is a predicted model, not a curated record. The coding region runs from base 1 to 1173 and encodes 390 amino acids. The transcript has 4 exons. Gene Ontology annotation, biological process: G protein-coupled receptor signaling pathway; visual perception. Gene Ontology annotation, molecular function: G protein-coupled receptor activity.